Messenger RNA from Esox lucius (northern pike), 13254 nucleotides. Its product is annotated as serine/threonine-protein kinase WNK2. Gene Ontology annotation, molecular function: potassium channel inhibitor activity; ATP binding; chloride channel inhibitor activity. The coding region runs from base 411 to 8852 and encodes 2813 amino acids. Lineage: Eukaryota; Metazoa; Chordata; Actinopteri; Esociformes; Esocidae. Gene Ontology annotation, cellular component: cytoplasm; cytosol. The record is from RefSeq and is a predicted model, not a curated record. The transcript is spliced from 31 exons. Gene Ontology annotation, biological process: positive regulation of sodium ion transmembrane transporter activity; positive regulation of potassium ion import across plasma membrane; protein phosphorylation.
GAAUCGAAUGUCUAAAAAAAGAGGGGACCUCGCAGUUGCAUUCACCAGGUUGAUUUAUAGUGUGAUGGUAGACACUGCAAUAAAUAUUGUCGUUGGGAUGCUGAGAAUAUUCACCUGGACACUAUGGACAUUCAGUCAGCAUUACUACGCUUCGUUGAAGAUUCCUUGCUUCUGAAAGCCUAGCGCGCGUAACUGCAGAAAUCUCCACUGCACGCGAAGUUACCACAUUGGACCAGACGCAGAGGGAUGCAAGAUUGGAUGUGCUGACUGACAUCGUUCGGUUGAUACCCCCAUGCUGGAAAAUUGCGUCACCGGGCGGGCGCUGCAGGUAUUCCGUCUCCUCCGGCUUCGUGUCGAGAACGACCAUGGCAAUCAUCUGGACACGUCAGUGACUCAAACAGUUUAUCGCCAUGGAAUCAGGUGCGGAACCAGAUGGAUUAAAAUAUCCAUCUGUUCCCAAUUCACAAUGUGAACUCAACAUAAAUAUGUAUGAGACCAUCAGCGACGGAAACGUCAAUAAUAUGGACACUUCGGCGAUUGUAAGAGGUGGGAGCGACCCAAGUGCAUAUCCUCCAUCGAAUUAUCAGCGGAUAGUGCGUCAAAGAUUCAUUAGGAGAAGUUUGUGGUUCUCGGAUUCGGAUGAACAGGCAUUUGAGGUGCCAGAAUGGGACAACAGGAGUAAAAUCCUCAACAUUAACCUCCGCACGAUAGUUGACAGGACGCUGGGGGCUCGAUCGGGGCCACAGGAGGGCUCCAGCACUGAGAGUCAAGGCGGGCAGAAAGACAGUGCCACAGAGAGCACCAGCGCUGAUGAGGAAAAGGAGAAAGCUGGGGAUAAAUUGAACAUUGUAUCCACUGAUGGCAGUAAAAACGCUGUCAGAACAGCUAGCGACGAGACUGAGGAAGAGGCUGAGAUGAAAGCGGUUUCCACCUCUCCAGGGGGACGUUUUCUCAAGUUUGAUAUUGAGCUAGGCAGAGGGUCCUUCAAGACUGUCUAUAAAGGUCUGGAUACCGACACGUGGGUGGAAGUAGCCUGGUGUGAACUUCAGGACCGUAAGUUGACCAGAGUUGAGCGUCAGCGGUUUAAGGAGGAGGCAGAGAUGCUGAAGGGGCUGCAGCACCCCAACAUAGUCCGCUUCUACGACUUCUGGGAGUCACCCCUGAAAGGGAAGAAGUACAUUGUCCUGGUUACGGAGCUCAUGACCUCCGGCACGCUCAAAACGUACUUGAAGCGCUUCAAGGUGAUGAAGCCCAAGGUCUUGAGGAGCUGGUGUAGACAGAUCCUCAAGGGCCUCCACUUCCUCCACACUCGGGCCCCUCCCAUUAUCCACCGGGACCUGAAGUGUGACAACAUCUUCAUCACUGGCCCAACCGGCUCCGUCAAGAUAGGAGACCUGGGAUUGGCCACGCUGAAGAGGGCCUCUUUUGCUAAGAGUGUCAUAGGCACCCCAGAGUUCAUGGCCCCAGAGAUGUAUGAGGAGCACUAUGAUGAGUCGGUGGAUGUCUAUGCGUUUGGGAUGUGCAUGCUGGAGAUGGCAACCUCGGAGUACCCCUAUUCGGAAUGCCAGAACGCUGCACAGAUCUACCGCAAAGUCACCAGUGGGGUGAAGCCGGCCAGCUACCACAAGGUUGUGGAUCCUGAAAUAAAGGAGAUUAUUGGCGAGUGCAUCUGCCAAAAGAAAGAGGAGCGGUACUCCAUGAAGGACCUACUGAACCAUGCCUUCUUUGCGGAGGACACGGGUGUGCGGGUGGAGCUGGCAGAGGAGGACGAUGGGAAGAAGGCGGCCAUUGCCCUGAAGCUGUGGGUGGAAGACCCAAAGAAACUGAAGGGAAAGUACAAGGAGAGUGGGGCAAUAGAGUUUACCUUUGACCUGGAGAAGGAGACGCCGGAGGGCGUGGCCCAGGAAAUGGUGGAGUCGGGGUUCUUCCACGAGAGCGAUGCUAAGAUUGUGGGGAAGUCGAUCCGGGACCGUGUGGCACUGAUCAAAUGGAGGAGGGAGAGGAACGUGUCGGCCGGACCCCCUGCGGACCAGGGUGAGGCGGGGCUCAGGGCCGUCCCAGCCCAGGGGACCUCGGCCGGGGCUGCGCAGGCGGGACCGCCCUGUCUCCUGGAGCCCGACGAAGUGGAGGCGGAGCAGCACGCCAGGCUGUGUAACCUUCCGGCCAGCACCACCUCUGUCACAUCAGACAGUAACUUUGACAGUGGCAUGGGCUCUGCUGUGUACUCGGACUCUCACAACAGCCAGCACAACGUCCUCUACCAGUCCUUAGUGGAGCCUGUCACCAUGGCAACGCAGCAGUGUCGGCGCAGUGGUCCGUGUUCUGCUUCAGAACGGUCGGGAAUUGCCCAUUCCCACGAAAAUGGCGAGGGAUGGGAAGCAGCCCUGGUCCCGGCGCUCCGAGUAGGAGCAGGGACUAGGAGAGUGAGCGCCCCGGUCAUUGACCCUUUGAGGGGAAACGACGACAACAACAUUGAUCUCCGCAGGCUGCUUCAACCUCUGACCUUUGGCCCCUGCAGCCAACCACAAGCUGCAAGUCCCGCCUUCCUCUCGCCAGACAACAAAUCCGAGAGCAGCCCGUCAGACUUCCACUCCGAGGCAGAGGACGGCUUCCCUUCCUCAAGUGUGUCGCGUGCCCCCCACCUCCUGGCCCCCCCGUCGCCCACGCUCUCUGAGGCCCGACGUCACAGUGACUCUUCUAUCAAAUCGCCCGCGUCAGAAUCCGCCCCCGGCCAUAGGGGGCCCGGUGUGGCAGAGCGGUCGACGGGGGAGCGGAGGCACUCAGACCUGGGCGCUUUGCUGAGCCUGCACUCUUCCAUUCAACACCACCGCCAAGGCACUCCCAGAAACCACCUGUGUCAGGCGUGUCUCUCUUUGCUGCUGUCCAGUUUACGAGAGGGCAUGCACAAGCAGUACACCGCCUUUCCCUUCCCACCCCAGCCCUGUGCCUGCCCCCACCGGCACCCCCCCACCACCACAGGGGCAACCGCUGGGACGGGAGGGCACCGCGGUCAAGGUCACAUGGGCAGUGACUUCUCGGACCUCUCCGUGCUGCAGAUGAACCUGUUGAACAUCAUCAGUCGUAAAACAGUCCCAUCCAACCAGGGCCCGGCUUCUCUCCUCCACGUGCCUGCAGCCCAGCGGCCUGUGCGGAGCUAUGGGGACGAGAGUCUGAAGUCACCCUGCAGCGGCGACGCAGCCAAGUCCCCUCAGGACCGCAGAGCCAGCUACUCUGGGGAGCAGCGAGCCCCCGGGGCCCUGGGAGUGCCCAGUGCUGUGCACCCAUUGGUUCCGAACCAGGGGUCCCUCCAGGUCCAGCCCGCUCCCACCUUGACCCCCCUGCAGUACCUGCAGCCUGGCCAGAGCUACCCCCCCGCUCCCAUGGCCACCCAACUGACAACCACCGCAGCUAGCUUCUCCGCCGCAGUGCUCCAACAAACGCCGGCCUCAGCUAGUUACCCUGCAUCGAAUGCUCCUCUUCAGCUGAACCCUCACACCGGACAGAUCUACCCAGCUCCGACUCUACCCCAGACGGCGGCGACGGCGGCAAGCUAUUCGCCCACGAACGUCCCGGUCCAGCAACCCGCGGCGAUCUACUCGUCCACAAAUGCGCCCCCUCAGCAGGUGCAGGCCGCAGUGAGAGUCGUCGUGCCAACUCUGCCCAUCCAGCAAACUUCGACCGCUCCGAGUUAUGUUGUCCCGAGUCAGCGGCAUUCGACUCAAACCGCCGCCGGCUACCCGCCUCCGACUCUGCAACCAACCUCAACGGUGGGAGGCUACUCAGCGGUGGCCGCGCCCGUCCAACAGACUGCAUUGGCAGCUAGCGUAGCGGCUGCACAGAGCUACCCUUCUCCGGUGGUGCGUCUGCAGCAGACCGUGCCCACGCUGACCUAUGCGUCAGUGGCUUCGAGUGUGGUCCAUUCCGUACCUAUACCCAGUCUCCCUGCUCAGGGCCUUCCAGGCGUCGCGCCCCUCGCCCAGCCUUGCCCUGCCCCGCACAGUCUUCCAGCCUCCGCCAUGCCCGUCGGUGUGCAGCCGGGCCAGUCUAAUCCCGUGCAUCACAGCCAACAGUCCGUCCCGCCCCCCGUUCCCCAGCAACACAGCCAGCCAGCCCCCCAGUCCUCCCCACGACACGGCCAGCCAGUCCCCCAGUCCUCCCCACGACACGGCCAGCCAGUCCCCCAGUCCUCCCCACGACACGGCCAGCCAGUCCCCCAGUCCUCCCCACGACACGGCCCGCAGCCUCUGCAGGGCCACCUGCCCCCGCUGAGCCAGCUGACGCCCGCUGUCCAACAGCCUGCCGUCGUCCAGAGCUACUGUUUACCGGGCCACACCCUCCAGGGUUACCCCAACGCCUCCACGCUGCCCGGGCAACAGACUGCUGGUUUGCAGAGCUACCCAUCAGCAGCGGCUCACAUACAGCAGACGCCAGCGGGCUACGCCGCCGCUCAACCCAGCCUGACGGGUCCGCAGGCUGCAGCCACUCAUGACUUCCCGGCGCCUCCCGGGGGUCAACAGCAGGCCGGCAGUACGGCACCUACCACACACCACAGCCAGCUCCAGGUGGCCCCACCACCGCAACGCCAACAGUACCAACCCCAUCUCUACAACCCAGCUUUCCUGAACCAGAAUGUCCCUGCUGGUCAAGGCCUUUCACCGUUUCCCCAAUCAUCGGGUCUGCCUGCUCAGGCUUCGCCCCCUCCGCAGCCAUUGGUCCAGGCGCCCGUCCCUCAACCGCAGCAGCAACUACAUGUCACUCCCCCUCCGCCGGCAGCCCACCUUCCCCAGUUUCCCUCACCGUAUCCCAACGUCCAAGCGGUGACCUCUCUGACUGAAUGUGACCCCUGCCCCGUUCCCCAGUCCUGUCCCUCCUCUCUGCCUCCCCUCUACCUCUCCCCCGGCCAGCCGGCCCCUCCUCCCCCAUCCGUCUCGCCCGUCGCCCCCUCACAGAUAGAAAACGCCCUGGCUCCCCCCACCACCGCACCCCAGAUAGUCUCCCCCACCGUGCGGCAGAGUCAGCAGGCUCCCCCCGGCGGUCUGGCACAGAGCGAUCUGACUCACGCACACCUUCACACACACCCUGUUCACUCCCACCCCAUCUCACUGCCUGGACAAAUGCAGAGCAAACACCCCACGCUCCCACAGCUCUCCACUGUCUCCCCGCUGGCCCGGCCCUGCUCACAAACCUUUACACAGCAGGUCCAGCCUCUGGCCCAAAGCCAACAUUCAGAUCCAGUCCCCUCUGCCAAGCCUCUGCUUCCCUCCCAGUCAGCCGUUUUCUCCUCUCCGCUACACAGCGGGCCGGACGCGGUCACUGCCGCAGCCCAGCUCGACCUCAACCAGAACCCCAGCCAAACCCGAGCACAGUCCCAGCAUCAGGCCCAGAGCCAACCCACGGUGCCGCAGCCUCUUGGCUCCCAGGGAUCAGCUGCAGGCCCUGCCAGCACCUGCCUGACUCAGCAGAACCAAGCCAGUGCCAUCGGCAGUGGCCUGGGAAACACGGUCAUCUCUGGAUCGGCUCCUGCAGAGUCCAGUCUGGAGGAUCCUGGAGCAGAGAAGCAGGCAUCAGGAGCCAGCUGCUCCUACGACAGUGUGAACUCGGACGCCACCUCUGGGAAGGAGAUGAGCGACGGUAACGAGGGAACCCAGGGGUCGGGGAAGGGCGACUGCAAGGUCCGCAAACACCACCGGCGGUCCACGCGCACCCGCUCGCGCCAGGAGAGGAUCAACAAGCCCAAACUUGGCAUGCUCAACGUGUGUAACACGGGUGACAAGAUGGUUGAAUGUCAGCUGGAGACGCACAACCACAAGAUGGUCACUUUCAAGUUCGACCUGGACGGAGAUGCACCUGAGGAAAUUGCGACUUAUAUGGUGGAGAACGACUUCAUCCUGCUCCUGGAGAAGGAGAUGUUUAUAGAGCAGCUGAAGGACAUUGUGGACAAGGCUGAGGACAUGCUGAGUGAGGACGCUGAAGGGGAGAGGGGCUCCGACCAUGCCGGGAGUCCCCAGCAGAACCACGGGGCUGUCAUGCUCGGCGGCGAGGGUUCAAAGAUGGCCACACCGAAUUCACCACAGCUGGUGUACCAGCAGAACGUCCUCCACACCGGGAAGCGCUGGUUCAUCAUCUGCCCCGUAGCUGAGACGCCAACGCCAGACAAAGAGGUUUCAUCAGACACCUCUACAGCCAAGGAUGGCAUCACGUCCUUGUCCAGGUCCAGUUGCAGAACUACUCCCCAAGUCUCUACCCCGACCGUGGCCCCGUCCCUGACCACCACGGCCCCAACUCCAGCCCCCUCGGCUCCCCCCGUACCUCAGGACAACGACAUGGGCCAGGGCCCCGGAACCGAACCCCCUGCUUCCGCAGGGCGCCGCGACUCGUGCUCAGUCCGUGAGCCCUGUGUCUCCAUGGUGACGGACAUCCCAUGCUGCCCCAUAGUCCCUCCCGUGUCCCUGGAGGUGAACGUGCUGGGACAGAAGCGCGCGGGCGGUGCCCCCUCCUGCCUGCCCGGUCAAGGGGCUGGCCUGUCGGGGGACCCGCCCCCUCCGCCACCCCCCCAGCAGCCAGUGGUCCUGCAGCAGCCCUACGCCACGCCCAGCAUGGUGGGGGGAGGUGGGGGCGCCUCAACACCAUCGCAGCCACAGAGUCCCGCCCACCAGGCCUCCCAGCCGCCCGAUGGACCCGGGGGUGGCGGUGGGCCGGGGGAGUCUGAUGGAGAGGGGCCCCCCAGGGUGGAGUUUGUGGAUCGGACCAUCAAGACUCUGGACGAGAAGCUGAGAAACCUGCUGUACCAGGAGCACGCUCCGUCAGCCCCCUCCAGCACCGCCUCAGACCACCAGGGCUCCAGCACAGAUGGUGUCAGCUCGCCCCCCGUCUCCGACACCCAGACCGCCUCAGAGGGUGGGCUCCCCAGGAAGGAAGAGGCAUUGCCUCAGAUACCUGAGCUAACAGAUAGGUUGGUAACACAGAAUGACUCUGAAGCCUGUAAUGAGCUGAACAGGAGAGACUUUGUGCCCAGUUCCUUAGGCUCAAAGAGCCGCUUCCAGAUUGUCCCCACUCCUCCGGACGUUAUCCGUCGUUUAGAGAAAGGCAGAAGUCACAGCACCUGCAGCUCCCUGGCUCCCUCCAGUGGCUCGGGGGGCUCUCAUGCUGCAGCAGAGGUGGGCGUGGCCAUGAGUAGGUCUAUAGUGAUGACGACCAACGAGGAGGAAGAGAGCGUCCCAGACACCCAAUGCAGUAACCGCUACUCCGCUCCUCCGGGCUUCUACCAGGACACUGCCGUCUCCGGCCCCAACGCCACCCCUGGCCCGCUCACUCGCGCCCAAACCGCCGACGUGUUAGCCAACCGCUCCUUCCUCUCCGACUCCGGCGAGGAGGACACCAGUAGUUUAGCCCUUCCCCCCGCCCACCACAAGCCUCCGAGCCACGCCCUGUCGGAGCACAGCGGAAGUGACCUCAUGAAGAGGGCCGUGGCCUUCCUGCGCCGCACCGGCCGGAGCAGCAGUGUGCAGAGCUCGGAUUCGCCAAGCCGGCAGAUGGUGAUGGCGAACGGUCACACCCCCUCGCCGCAGGGCCAGGCGUCGUACGUUAGCAGUGACAACGACUCAGAGUUCGAGGACGCGGACAUGAGGAAGGAGCUGCAGAGGCUGAGGGAGAAGCACAUGAAGGAGAUCUCGGAGCUGCAGGCGUUCCAGAGGAACGAGAUCGAGCGCCUGUAUAAGGAGCUGGGGAAGGCGGUGCCUCCUGGCGUGGGCCUGCUGCACGCUGCUCCCCCUAGUGGCCGCAGGCGCCGCGCCAGCAAACACAAGCUGAAGGCAGGCAAGCUGCUCAACCCCAUGGUGCAGCAGCUGAAGAACAACCUGAACCCCACCCCCACCGUGUUUUCCUCGGAAGGAGAAAGCACGCCGAGCUCCUCAGGCUCCCCGGCUAAAAGCUCCAUCGUGUCCGAAGGCUCGUCCCGCUCCAGUGGUGCCAACAGCAGCACCGGUACCAGCAUGGCCCCAGAGCCCGUCCAGACCCAGCAGCCCUGCUCCCUCAAAGGCUCCCUCUCCUCUGACAACAUCUACGGCGGUGGCAUGGUCACCCACGCAGGCCCUGGGCAAGGCUGGACGGUAUACCACCAAACGUCAGAGAGAGUGACCUAUAAAUCUAGUAGCAAACCACGCACUAGAUUCCUCAGUGGACCAGUGUCUCUGUCCAUCUGGUCCACACUGAAACGACUAUGUCUAGGCAAAGAGCGCAGUAGUAGGUCUUCUAACAGCACCACUGCAACAGCGUCCAAUCAGCCCCCAGCCUCCACUCCCUUGCCGUCUCCUCAGCCAAUGACAGCGCUGGCUCAGGCGCAGACGAACAACAGCAACAACAAGAAGCCUGGCACCUUCACGGACGACCUGCACAAGCUCGUAGACGAUUGGACGAAGGAGACGCUGGCGGCCAAUCAGCCGCGUCCCUCUCUGAACCAGAUCCAGCAGCAGAGACGCAGGGAGGCCCUGGAUGCUGGAGCGACGCCCCAGGUGGGGGCCACGCAGGGGGUGAGACAUCCUAUCCUUGCAAACAAGUUCCAGCUGCCUCUGUCCUGCCCUCUAGCAGCUGCUUUGGGCCCCGCUGUGCCCACUGCCCUUGGCUCCAACCCCUCUACCAUGCUCCAUCCUGGCUGUCUGGUACCCGCAGGCCCCUAUGGAGGGGUGGUUUCUAGCACCAUAUACCCCCAGCAGUGGUCUGGUAUUCCCAGCUAUGUGGGCAUGACGGGGGCAGCAGGAGGGAGGCCCUAUCCCGCCAUGGCCAACCCAGGGGAGCAGGCGAACCUCCUGACCCUACACAGCCAUGAGAUUGGCCCCAACGCCAGGACUACCUAACGAUGCAACCAGCACUUCCCUGCAGCUGAAAAAACCCUGGCCCCCGACGCUCAACACAGACUGCCCCCGGAUGUUGUUAGUGCCAUGCUUAGAACCCAACUCCACUUCUCCCCCGGUUCUCCCCCCGGGUUUACCAUUCUAAUCACUUUCAAUGGGAUGAUGGGCCGGGAAAUAGAGGGACGUAGGGGCCAGCACCUUUCAAUGCUCUGAUAAAUGGCUCCACCUUAAAGCACAAGGAAGAAGAUUUGAACACCUUAGAUCUUAGUGUUGAAAUUGAUCCUGUCCUUAAAACUGAUACGGUUAGAGUUCUGCUAAGUUGAUUACUUUGAUCUGAGAAAUUAAACUAAAAUUUAUUUUUUUAUGUCAUUUUUGUUUGCAUGCCAAACAAUAUUCAUUGAUGAUUAUAUGAAGGCUAUAGUGUUGACAUAACUUUUGCAAAUAACAAAUAAGACAUGAAAUGAAAAGCCAUCCAUGGAUCCCACCUACUGUAACACCAGUCCCACCUCAACAACCAGUGUUCUUCAUAGUGUCUUUUGUAGCUGUAACUGGGAGUAGUGUUUCUUCAUUCUAUGCGUAUGGUGGAGGUUUACUUCCCUUUGUAGAGAGGUUUGCCUUUCCAUUUGUCUUGCAUUAUUGUUCUUCAGUGAGUGUGGAAGUACUCGUUUUACAGUAGUCCUGGACCUCUCCUAAAUGUCAUUGUGCCUGCUUUGGCCCACACCAUUUUAUUAAUUUACUCAUCAGUGUUUAUUUGAACAUUUUCUUUUUUGCCACUUAGGUUAGAAAAGCAAUAGCUUUUGGCUCAUGAUGUUGUCACCCUCGCACUUCAAGACAGUCCUGCCUGAAAGCCAUUUAGUUUGUCCUCUUACGAUGCUCACAUCAUCACAAGAUCAUAGGACGUGCAUUAGGAUGAGAGAAGGAGAACCAGAUCAUAGGAUGUGCAUUAGGAUGAGAGAAGGAGAACCAGAUCAUAGGACGUGCAUUAGGGUGAGAGGAGGAGAACCAGAUCAUAGGACGUGCAUUAGGAUGAGAGAAGGAGAACCAGAUCAUAGGAUGUGCAUUAGGAUGAGAGAAGGAGAACCAGAUCAUAGGACGUGCAUUAGGGUGAGAGGAGGAGAACCAGAUCAUAGGACGUGCAUUAGGAUGAGAGGAGGAGAACCAGAUCAUAGGACGUGCAUUAGGAUGCGAGGAGGAGAACCAGAUCAUAGGACGUGCAUUAGGAUGAGAGGAGGAGAACCAGAUCAUGGGACGUCCAUUAGGGUGAGAGGAGGAGAACCAGAUCAUAGGACGUGCAUUAGGAUGAGAGGAGGAGAACCAGAUCAUGGGACCUCCAUUAGGGUGAGAGGAGGAGAACCAGAUCAUGGGACGUCCAUUAGGGUGAGAGGAGGAGGACCAGAUCCUAGGACAUGCAUUAGGAUGAAAGCAGCAGCAUGUCAAGCUGGAUUCCCCAUUUCCUCAAAUUGGAUGUUGGGUACUAUGUGGAUUGAAUAUUUCGUUAGUCCAGUUUUGGUGCAUUCGAUUUGCUUAACUUCUCAGAUCAAAUAAUCUCAACUAAAUCUUGUAAUCUAAAUUGCUAAUCUGUUUUUAAAUACAGAAGACAUUUCGGGGCGACCUGAGAUGGUGGCUGUCAUCGGUUGCUAAAAUGGGACGGAGCUCAUGUGUUGGAGGUUCUCAGUAUUGGCCUUUACUUGACCAUAAUGCUCAACCUCUAUGAUCCUUUAUGCAGGAGAGUCCUGCUCCACUCUGAAUUUGUGGUCUGACGCUUUAUUAAAAAGCAACACACAUGUAAAUAACCUGUGAGCUUGUAAAUAUCCAGUGUGCGUGUAGAUAUACUUUAUACAGCACCUGUCGUUUUUCCUGUGUGUUGGAGAGUGCGUAUGCAUGUGUGUACAGUAUAAAUGGUGUGUAUGUGUGCGCGUCUGUGUACCUACUGCUUUUGGCUUUGGUCUUAUCUAAACUUACAAAAUAUUCUGUAAUAUCAGCGGUCACAAGUGCAAUGUUUUCACUCAAUCCGUCAUAACCAAUAAGCAGUCAUGUGUAAUGGAGUUUUAUGGUUUACUAAUGUUUUGUCAAACUUAACAACACUACAUUAGAAUAGUUGAAGGGUUUCAGAUGACUGGACAGAAGAUCUGUAUUUAAGGUGAAUUUCUCUGGGGGUGUAGUGCCUUGAUAAUUGCUUUUUCUGUAAAACAAAGCAUGUCUGCAUAUGAGAUUUUCUUUCGUAGUGGCUUAGGUGCCACUUUUUGUAAUGCAUUGCAGACACUUUUUCUUUAUACUUUUUGGUUUACAUUUGAAUGCCCUUGUAGCACUGCACUAUUAAAACAGUAUAAGCUUUUAUUUAAGUAAUAAAAUCACGUUUUUAAUUUUGUUUACCCUCCCCAUGUAACUUUAGAAUGCUAUUGAGGUGAGAUGUGUAGUUGCCUUGUGGGAACAGACAGCUGAUGUACAGUUGAGAGAGAAACUGAAAAUUAAACCAUUAACCCACUCAUUGGCCGGUAGUGAGUGUCAUAGACAGAGAGUUAGCAUUUCUAGAAUGAACAUUCCUGUUCAAGUCAACAUUCCCCAAUGGUGGACCUAUUUAAUUGUUGUUCUAUAUUUGUAGGUUUUUUUUUUAGGGAAACCAAUAGUGUCCACCUCAGAAUGUAGCAGAUGCAGGAUUGCGAAGCAAGAUUUGAAGUGCAAUUUCCCCCAUUCACCUAACUUUUUUGGUGGCCUUGCCACAAGCCUUACCCAGGAACAUGCAACACGAGCUAGUUGCUUUUGUUGAUGUCCAAUGGAAAGUUACAAUUCUCAAAAACAGUCAUCGCAUUUACAACAACUAGUUUUUUAUUUUUUGGUUGAAAAUAUACUAUUUUAUUUAAGAACACAAUUAAUUUAGUUCAAACAACUAUUAUUUAAGAUAUUGCCAUUCUUUUAUUUUUCUAUGCUUGAUUUGAUGCUGCUAGUUUGUCUGAGGUGGAUCUGAGGUUUUGUUAAAGGAGGGGUAGUUGACCGUGUGUUAUCUGAUCAUGGUACUAGAUAAGGCAACAGCAAAAUAUGCACUAGAUGUUACAGCGGAGGCCCUCCAGUAAUGGAACCUUUGUCAGAGGGUGAGUUGUUUUCUCAAUGAGAGGAUGUUCAUGUGAAGCAGUGUUAUUAUAUUGCCAUGUUGAAAUUAAUAAAUUGUAUCAUUUCCCAGGUGGUUAUUGACUAUAGUCUUGCAUUCGUUUCUUGUUUUAAGUGGUUGGUUUCUCUGUUCAGAAUUAGAUAUGACAAAUGGGGGUAGAUUCUCGAUUAAGGCCCGUUGACCGGUGUUCUAACCAGACUGAAUAAUAUUGGUUCCACUUUGUGAAAAUACACCUCUUAACCCACCAGUACAUUUGGUUACCCCUGACCUUCUGACCUCUGAUAAGCAUAUCUAGUUAGAAAUCUCACCACCACAACAAAAGUUAAGGUUUCAGCACCCCAGUCCUGCCAAGUUGUGAACUGUACAGUGUUUCUGUAAUUAGUAUUUGUAAAUUUUUGUUUGUCUGUUUCGGGAUGUUGAGUUAGUGUAUAUUAUUCCAACAAUUCGGUUUGAAUUGGUACUUUUUAUAGGAUAUUAUGCAGAGUGUUCUGCUUUGGUGAAAUACUUCCAGUAGUAAGAGAUUUCUGUUCUCUGUUACUUGUUGUAUCUGACAUUUACUGCUACACCUCCAUGUCUGUUACACUUAGUGACUAGAUUUGGGAAUGUUGGAAUAUUCACUGGGAGUCAGCGAUUCCGAUCCAUACAUUCUAGAGCAGAUGCGAUUCUCUGUGAGGAGUAGAGAACAGUGCCUGUUCUGAUGCAUUUCACUUAGUUCUGUGGAAACAUUGGCUCCUAUUGAAUAUAACCCUGAUUGUUGAAAGCUUGCACUGAAGCUCUGUGUAAUGCUUUUGCCUGCUGUGUAUUUCCAUGUACAUUGGUCGGAAUCCUCUGCUCAGAUCUUGCACCACCUGGAUGGGUGUUUUCCAUAGGGCUUUCACACUGUGAUUGAGAUUAAAGUGUCCAGUUAUUUUCCCAUAAACAUUUUGGCAACAUUGAUGGUUAUAGUGUUUACAAAUGUGGAGAAGGUACAAAAGAUAUGUCUAGUGAACCAUUAAUUAAAAAGAUUUAUCAUUUUAAUCUGACAACAUGUCAUUCUAAGCUUUUGAAUGAAUGGUUCACCGCAGGUUUUUGUACCAUUUUAACAUUUGGAAGAGCAAUGACCAGCAAUUUUGUCAAUUUAUAAGAAUGUGUGGCUGUUUCAUUCUUCCGAACCAGCGAGGGGGCGACGCGUGAGCCCUAAUGUUUAAUAAACUCAACGUCUGAGCAGGUGAACCGUCCGUGCCCUACAACCCAUUCAGCCACACUAUUCACAAAAACUGUACAUGUUUAAAGAGAAAUAAACAUUAUUUUGUGCUUGAA